GGGCGUUGAUGCAUAGCGAAUAUUCCAAGCUACACAGAUUUAUCUUCGUGAUUGUUUACAGAGGAAAGCAGUUGCUCAAAACAAAGCAAUAUUGUGCGGCAUAUGCGUCAAUGCAUCAUGUGUCUCGUGCUAUUUGAUUUUAUAUCAGAACGAAUUUUGCUGUCCGGUAUCUCAAAGAGUUAGAAAUCUUUCGAGAUUUCGCAAAAUACGCCACGUGGAAACUUAGUUUGAAAGUGAUAUUUGUUUAAUCUUAACACUUGCCAAAAUGAGUCAAACAAAAAGAUCGCAAAUUACUCGAAGCAUGAGAGAGAGUAGCAAUGAUAUAUUUUUAUCGCAAGAUCAACCUGGCACAAGCAGCCAGAUUAAUGCAUCAUCGCAACGAAGUAGUAGAAAUUUUUCACAAUUAAUGAGCUCACAAGACAUGGAAGCACAAGAGAAAAUGCAAUUAAUUAGCAGUAUAAUAAGAUAUGUGUUUGCGGCAGAUAAAAGCAAACAGCCUAUACAAAAGACUCAAAUCAUUAAGAAUGUACUGAAUGGAAAUGGCAGAUUGUUUCGUACAAUUAUAGAGAAAGUGAACAGGGAAUUGUCUCAGGUAUUCGGAUUCGAACUGGUAGAAAUCGAAAGCAAUAGGUACAUAUUGGUAAAUGAAGUAGAAAACAAACUUCCACAUCUCAUUUUUCACAAUAGCAGUAAGCAGUUGCUAUUAUAUCUUGUGCUUGUUCACAUUUUUAUGCAUGGCGAAGCAUGCCAAGAAGAUAUAUUAUGGAAUUUUCUCCGCAACUUGAACAUCAUAACUAACAACAGUUUCCAAAAUGAAUACUUUGGCGAUGUGAAACAAUUGGUGACAAUAGAUUUUGUAAAUGAGAGAUAUCUUGAGAAAACAUUAGUAGAUAAGAAUGAUCCAUCACUAUUUGAAUAUACAUGGGGAUCCCGAGCAGAAAAUGAGUUGACUUAUCGAUCCGUCUUGCAAUUUGUGGCAAAUAUAUAUGGCAUUUCUCCAAAAAAGUGGAAAUUACAAUAUAAAGCUGUGAUUCAACAAGAAGCAUAAAAUAAAAUUUAUUGAUCUGUUUACGAUUUUUCGUCCCUGAAAAGCAACCCUAAAACUGCACGGAUUAGAGCUUGUCUAGAAUCUUCAAGUUCAAGCAAAAGCAAAGACUAAUCUGAAUCGCGCGCAAAACUGCACAUGCCCGGGAUUACGGCCUAUAUCCGUAUUUACUUGAAUAAAAUAUUUAAAUAAAAUAAUUAAAUAUUUAAACAUGAUAAAUUUUUUAUGAAUUACAACAAAUCAUAUAAUAUAUAAUUCGUACUUGUAAAAAUUUAGAUAGAACGUUUCUAAAUUUGGGUCAUCUCUAGAAACUUGUAUUU
This is a messenger RNA of Formica exsecta, 1365 nucleotides long. RefSeq names its product non-structural maintenance of chromosomes element 3 homolog. Gene Ontology annotation, cellular component: nucleus. The transcript is spliced from 7 exons. The record is from RefSeq and is a predicted model, not a curated record. NCBI's taxonomy places the organism in Eukaryota, Metazoa, Arthropoda, Insecta, Hymenoptera, Formicidae. The coding region runs from base 266 to 1048 and encodes 260 amino acids.